This is a messenger RNA of Somion occarium, 797 nucleotides long. The record is from the annotation of a GenBank genome assembly. NCBI's taxonomy places the organism in Eukaryota, Fungi, Basidiomycota, Agaricomycetes, Polyporales, Cerrenaceae.
GCUCCUGACCACCACCAUUUUGACCAACGACGAUCCCAUACCCCAGAUAUCCGGUCCAAAUAUCCAAUUUUUCUGAUUUCAUUUACCCCUUUACGAAACUGGAAUGUAUUCACUCGCUACUCGUUCCGCUCUCAAACGGUCCGUUGCCCCUGUCUCGAGAGUCUCGGUCUUUGUGCCAAGGUAUUCGAGUACUAUGCACGAUAAUGAUCCAGAGGUUCUCGAGCUCGAGAAGCAACGGAACCUGAGAAAUGAGCAACACAAAACCUCUUCCCCAAUCAGAAACGCACCAGGUUGGAACCAGUAUCUCGCAACAGCAUCCGAGGCAGCUGUUAAGGCUGAUCGCGAUGACCUCAAUCCAAGUGAACUCCAAGAACGUACUGUGCAGUAUGUCAAGCAACGACACUCCGUCGAAUCACCCAAUUCGAACCCUGAGCGUGUACCUCCUACACACAAGAAGACGUAUGAAACCGAGGAACGUAUUGAUGCUGCUGAAGCAACGUACGAACGUGACGAAGUUGGCGGACCCCUCAAGGACUCAGGAACGAAGGAGACCGACACAACGGAAACUUACGAGGAGACUGUUAAGACGGACAAGCGGGAGAGUGGCUUGGCUGGAGGCACGUAAAACCAUGGACCAUCUUUAGGCGUAAUGUUGCGUAUGAUGUCAUUUUCUUCCUGACUUUUUCGACAAGUUGCUUGUAUUCGCCGGGUUCACUGUGUAUAACUAGGACUUCGAUUCUGCAUUUGUAUCUGUAGUGUACUUGAUGUACUGCAAAGUUUCAAUUGUAAGACCAUUC